Sphaerulina musiva SO2202 is the source of this 3876-nucleotide messenger RNA. RefSeq lists its product as uncharacterized. The record is from RefSeq and is a predicted model, not a curated record. Bases 589 to 3639 code for a protein of 1016 amino acids. Gene Ontology annotation, cellular component: plasma membrane. Gene Ontology annotation, molecular function: high-affinity potassium ion transmembrane transporter activity. NCBI's taxonomy places the organism in Eukaryota, Fungi, Ascomycota, Dothideomycetes, Mycosphaerellales, Mycosphaerellaceae. Gene Ontology annotation, biological process: intracellular potassium ion homeostasis; potassium ion import across plasma membrane. The transcript has a single exon.
UAAACUCUCAUCAUCAUUCGACUCCUCUCACUUGCAUUCUCGCUCGGGCUAUUUUACCUCUCUCACCACCAGAAACAACAACAGCAACAAUAACCACUUCAGCAGUAGGAGGUAACUUCACUGUGCAACUACCUCCUAUCACCACCCACGCCGUCGCUCGCCACUGCCUCUGCCUCCGCCGCCUGCACCACCAUCCACCACCCUCGCACUACCCACCACCACCGACGACGUCUCCAGUAAUCGCCCGUGGCACGCCCUGUGUGCAACUGCCCCGGCAUUGACACCACCACCAACACCACCACCACCAUCGCCGCCGUCGCCGCCGCCACGACCACCACGAUCAACUAGCGCUCUCGAGUCGAGUUGCCAUUGCCCUCACAUCGAUCCUUCCUUCUCCGCCGCCAUGCUCCGCGCCGUGCUUGCCCCAUGACCACCAUGCAUUUCCUCAAUUUGCGCUCUAGACUGAAAGUCUAGCUCUACUAUAUCCAUAUCGACAACUGUCCGCCGGCCUCCCGGGCACCCGCUGGACUCGUCGUAUCCUUCCAGAACGCAUUCUUUUUGCAAUUGGCGCGAGCGACAUUUCCCACAAUGGUCAACACCAACGAUGGACCGCUAUCGCCCCUCAGCGAGGUGGCCAGAUAUUUCAUAGCCCUCAUCCCCAGCAAGGACUCAUUCAAGAAGCCGCACUUCAAUUACAUCACUCUGCACUACAUGUAUAUGGUGCUCAUGUCCAUCAUUGGCUCCAUCAUGCUGUUUCCCGCUGGACCGUCCGCACUGAUGGAGUACAUCGACGCUCUCUUCUUCGCGGCAGGCAUGGCGACGCAGUCUGGUCUCAACACCAUCGACGUGAACCUACUGCAUACAUACCAGCAAGUGGUCAUGAUGCUUCUGACGUGCUUGUGCACGCCCAUCUUCAUCAAUACCUGCGUGGUAUUCGUUCGGUUAUACUGGUUCGAAAAGCGUUUCGAACAUAUCGUCAAGGAAGCACGGGCGAAAGCGAAACGAGGAAGGAGGUUCACAUUAAGCCGAUCGAAAAGUCAGAUGCAGACAGAAAAGGAUCCGCGGAACAGCGCAGCGGGUAAGAUGGAGGCAGGCGGCGUGCAGGGGAAGCGGAUCAUCGUCAAUCCGGAAACCGCAAGGUUUAUUGAUCGCAAUGGUAACGACGAGGACACGGAGAAAAGGCGAGAACAAUUCAGAGAAAAGGUUGGUCCGAGCAUUGGUCUCGAGCCGAGCAAUGAUUCCCCGCUGGGGAGUACCUGUACUAGGACGAAUAGCAAGGACAAAGACGCGAACACUGCCUCCUCGGAUUCCACCGUCGCAGUGCCUGCUGUACAUGUCGAUGGAGAACAUGAAUACCCAAGCCCCAAGACACAGUCCCAGGCUCUCGCAGUGCCUAUUGCACAUGUUGAUGGAGACCUUGAACAUCCAAGCCCCAAGACGCAGUCCCAUGCUCUCGCCGUGCCUGUUGCACAUGUCGAUGAAGAACAUGAUCAUCCAAGCCCCAAGACGCAGCCCGAGACCCAAUUCAUGGGACUCAACCCCAAGCUGCUGCAUCGCGAAAUAACAUUCGCCGAUGAGGCUCCCCCAUUGGGCCGCGAGUCGCCAGAGCUCGCUCGUGUUCCGGAGCAACGUGACGUCUCGAAGCAUGUUGAGUUCCUGGAGCGACAGCAGGCCAAUGCGAAGAAGGGUGGCGCGCUGUACAUUCCUGGUCCGCGAGAUUUUGACAGAGGUGAAAAGCCGGAAGCAGUGGAUGAUGAUGACUUGGUGAUAUCGCGUCUCCAGAAGGCUUCGUCGUUCGGUGGACCCGCCCAUCGGUCGCGAAGCGAGGAUGGCCGUAGCGUAAUGUCGCAUGACGACCGCCAGGUACAUCGAGGUAUUACCAUCAACCUGCCGGAGCAUCCUGCUCACCGAGAGCGUGCUGCCACCAAAUCCAAGGACGACGAAGAGGACAUCGACGAAGACGAGGAGGAGAAGUCGAGAUUUGCUAGAAUGAUUUCUGGUCUCGAUCGUCGCCGUCACACACGGGUACCAAGUAUCUCUGAAGGUCGACGAAGUUUUGCCCGAGCCUGGACUAAUCUCACUGGACCGCCCAAAGAUGUGGAGCCGAUGCCCUACUUCAGCUGGACUGCCACUACGGGACGUAAUAGCAUUUUCAUGGGUCUGACCUCGGAGCAACGAGAAGAGCUGGGCGGCAUUGAAUAUCGUGCGCUGAAGACCUUGGCCAAGAUUCUCAUCGCUUACUACGUGGGCUUUCAUGUGUUGGGAAUGGUAGUCUUGCUGCCAUGGAUCAGGUACACGCAGCCAUGGAACGGGGUCGUGGUUGAGGAUGGUCAGAAUCCCAGCUGGUGGGGAGUGUUUACACCAGCUUCCAUGUUCAAUGACCUGGGCUUCACUCUCACCCCAGACUCGAUGAUCAGCUUCCAGUCAGCCGUGCUGCCUCUCCUUUUCGGCUCUUUCUUGAUCAUCAUUGGCAAUACGGGGUUUCCCUGCAUGCUUCGCUUCAUUAUCUGGACCCUAUCCAAAAUUGUAUCCUAUGAGAGCGAAAUGUGGAAAGAACUUCGUUUCCUGCUCGACCAUCCUCGCCGCUGCUUCACGUUGUUGUUUCCGAGCAAGGCAACAUGGUGGCUCUUCUGGGUGUUGAUUGGACUCAAUUUACUCGAUCUGGUCUUCUUCAUCAUACUGGAUAUCAAUCAGCCCGUCGUGAGCGACCUUCAUCCGGGAGUUCGAGUCCUCAACGGAUGGUUCCAAGCCACAUCCACUCGAACUGCUGGCUUCGCAUCUGUCAAUCUCGCCGACCUCCACGCUGCGAUUCAAGUGAGCUACAUGAUCAUGAUGUACAUCUCCGUCUUUCCCAUCGCUAUUUCCGUGCGCAGGACGAAUGUAUACGAAGAGAAAUCGCUCGGCAUCUUCGGCGGCGAGGAAGAUGUAUCGGGUGAGGGUGAACAGAGCUACGUCAGCCAGCAUUUGCGUAGGCAGCUGUCCUUUGACUUGUGGUACAUCUUCUUGGGACUUUUCAUUAUCGCCAUUGUCGAAGGCGACCGGAUUUCGAAUACGAACGAGCCUGCCUUCACGAUGUUCAGCGUACUUUUCGAAAUCGUGUCUGCGUAUGGCACCGUGGGACUAUCGCUGGGAUAUCCUGGGAUCAAUGCUUCGUUCUCGGCAGAAUUCCGGACCAUCUCCAAGCUCGUCAUCAUUGCCAUGAUGAUCAGAGGUCGACAUCGCGGUCUUCCAUAUGCCCUCGAUCGUGCCAUUCUGCUGCCUAGUGACAAGCUACAGCAGAGGGAGCAAGAAGAAGCGGAGCGACAACUGGUUCGCCGCGGCAGCAUGUUCGCCGAAGAGAACCAGAACAUGUUUCCCCGCAACAAGACGUGGGAACAAGGUGAGCUCGACCAAUGGGGGUUGCCCGCGCAGCAUACUCGACCUCAUAGUCGAGCCGACCAUGCGACGACAGUCGGCUCGGGUGGGGAUCAUGAGCCGGAAGGUCUGCGCAGGGUCGUCACGAGAAGGUCUACGGCAUUGUCGAACAAAUCGGGCACUGGUGCUGUUCCCUCUUCCCCUUUGCGAACGCGAGGCCGCAGUCUGAGUCGAGUCAUUGUGGGAGGAUUGAGUGCGGGACCUACUUGGUCGAAACGAGAUUAGUAGUCUCGUGGAGAUGCGUAGUGGCUGUUCCCUUUUUCGAUUUCAUUUCACUCAUUUGCUGCCUCUUUUCCAAUUCUUUGUGGGAGUGAAAAGAGCAGCUAGUAACAGUUGGUUGGAGCGUUUUUAGCGAGCUUGCCAGAAUACCACCCGCCACCAGGGACCACCAGUUUGGGAUAUAGAUGGGGAUGAUGAUGAUGUGUAACAAUAGUUGUAUAUUGGAAAAAAACAAUCCACGGC